CUAGUAUCGUUGUGUCAUCUGUCAAAACUCAAAAAAACAUUUCGCUUUAAAGAUUGUUUGUGCGUCAGCAACAUCUAAAAUUUUCACAAAGUCUCAGUUUUAAUAAAUCUAAAUAUAAAAAAAAUGGACCCUUCGGCAACGCUGUUGAGUCUUCUUCAUAAAAAUCAGACUUCACCUCCUGAAACAAAUAUGACUGGUCAAAGAAGUCCAACUACACCAUCGUACCCUUCUUCUCAACCAACUCCUCCGCCAAUUCAAAGUUCCCCUAACAUUAUGCCAAUUUAUAAUUAUACUCCGCAUUUUAAUACUCAGCCAUUAGCUUAUAACCAAAACAUUUUUCCACCAGCUACUGUGCCACCACCACCGCCACCCCCACCCCCACCCUUGCAGUUGUCUUCACAGUCACAACAAAUGUCACCAAAUUCUAAUCCUAUAGUUUCUUUGCUUGAAACUCUUAACACAAGUUCUUCACAGACAACUUCAAUAAGUGUUAGUGGAACACCUCAGCCUCAAUCAAUUUUAAAUCCAGUUAGUGGUGAAAACGAAGCAACUACUACGACUGGAACUGGAGAUCCUACUUUAUUUAAUAUUGAUAAAGCUUCUACAGAAUCCCUUAAACUAGCAUUAUUUGGUCGUAAUUCCCCUGCAACAGGUUUUGAUAUAAGUCAACAGGAGAACGAAAAUCAAUAUCUAGCGGAUACUUCGUUGCCUCAGAAUGAAAAUCCACCAGCGGAAGAAAUAACUUAUCCGGAAGAGACAUCCGAAAUUGAAGCUCCCGCGGAAGAGACAGAUUACAACAAUAACAACAAUAACUCUUCAUUAGAAUCGAUAAGACCCACUACUUCAUCACCAUCAACAAAGCAACCACCUUCAACAACAAAUAAAUCUAUGUUUACUUAUACCAAUCCUUUUGAUCUUUUAAAGGAACCUUUAUCUCCUUCACAAUCAAUUAAUACCGCCCAGUGGAGUUCACAAUCUACUUUGACAUCACAAAAAAAUCAAGAGGUUUCGGUGGUUCAUAAAGACAGUGGAGUUUUUUCACGACCUCAGCAACAGAAAGAACCAUUUCUUUCUGAAUUAUCCGCAUGGAACGUGCGUGCAAAUUCAUCAUCCAAGGCACUUUCAAGUAUCCCAGAUGGUGUUAAGCUUCCUCGAGGAACUCUUUUUUAUAAUACAGGCAAAAAAAAUGAAAUCGUAUUAUCUAGUAAGGAGUUAGAACUUACUACAAUAACACUCGUUCCAAGUGAAUUAGAAUAUCGUGCGGGGAAAUCAAUUGCCGUCAAUGCGUUUUAUAUAUGCUAUGCUGUGAAAGGUGGAAGGAUACGGGUGAUUAGUACUUUAUAUGGUAGCAAAACAUUACUGCGAAAUCAUGACAAGUCUAUUCUUGAUAUGUGCAUUCAAGAUGUACUCUCUGAUGAAUUAAACGAAGAAAGUAAAACGCAAUUACUUCUUGCAGUUGGCAGUGAUAGUAAAAUUACAGUUUGGGAACUAUCUGAGCCACCAUCAGAGCAAGCAGCCGAAAUCCCGUAUAAAAUUUUACUUGCAAUUAAUUCCAAUGAAUCAAUUGACGAAUCAAAGUCUCCACGAUAUCAUCGUGCUGUAUGGCAUCCAGUAAAUCGUAAUAUGUUUGCAGUAGCUACAGAUACCAAUGACGUGUUGGUUGUUGAUAUCAAUAAAAUUUUGGAGGGCACCGAUGAAAUGAAUUUUAAAGAAUCUGAUAUAUCGGAGAAGAUUUUGAAGUUGCAAAUGGAAGAUAAGCCCAUCAAUGACUUGGCUUUCUCCCCCGAUGGAACGAUUUUGGCUACGGCAAGUGAUGAGUGUGUCAUCUUUUGGGCACUUAAUUUUGAAAAUGAUGUCGGCAUCAAUCCAGUCCAUAGAAUAAUUCUCGACGGACAACAGGUAUCUUCAGUAUUGUUUAUUGAUGGAGAAAAUAUAUCUUCAGGCCAAUCUUUAUUAUUUAAAUUCCGCUAUGUGAUAUUGGGGACCGAACGAAAUACGAUUCUUCAUUUAUAUGAUGUUGAAUCAUCCGAAUAUAUACAAUCUAUUAAUUUCUUACCACCGCCAGAACGUCGACCUUCUUUAAAUAAAGCAUACCGGAAAGAGGAAGCAAUGUUUAAUUGUGUCAGUUUUGAUCAGGAAACUAGUACCCUGUUAAUAGCUAAUAGCUCAAGAAUUUCUAUAUUUGCAUUGCACUUACAUUUGCCACAUAAGAAAACUGAACAGCUUGACCUUUAUAAUCAAAAUGAACAUGAUACGAUGGGUUCUGUUGAUGAUUCAACAGGCCCAAAUGUCACUCAAUUUGAUUAUAUGAUCGAAUUUCCGGUCAACCAAUUGAUUGGAAGCUUUGUUAUAGUUCCCGACACGAAUUCAUCACAAGGCAUUUCCUUAUACUGCAUUCAAUCCAAAGCCGUUCAACAAUAUCACAUUGCCAAACAUUUAUUAUUACCUCCAGAUCUUGACGCUUGUCCAGAAUAUGUUAUCGAGGAAGUUACUCUUGAUCCACCACAAGAAGAAGUUGAAGACACUAAGAAAGAAGAACAAAAUGAAGUUCUUACUACAGAAACAUCCGAGUUAUCUUCGCAUUCCGGAGGUCAACUGCCCACAACAGAUGAAGGUAACAUUGAAAAGGACAUUAUUAAAGAAGUAGUAACAGUUGAAAUAACUAAUACAGUUGCGGAAGAACAUGAACCAGAAACUACAACUGUUGUCACUGAAGAUACUUCGUUAAGUGAGAAGCGUGUCGUGCAAGAUUCUACAACUGGUAUUAUGGUAGAAUCAACAGUAAAUUCAGAUGAAAACGAAAGUAAAAGUCAAGAAAGUCAGAAAAUAUCGAGCUCUAUUAAAUUAUCUGGUCCUGUUGUAAAUGAAAGGACUUCUCGAAGAAAAGAACGUCGGGCUAUGGAAAGAGACAAAGAUAGUGGAAGUGAGAAUAUUAAUAACUCUCCCGAAACUACCAGUAGAGCUGCAGGCAAAAAAACUACGGAUGGUAUUUCAAAGAACAACGGAAAGAUAGGAGCUGGCGAGAAAACUAGAAAAGUGACAGAAGAAGGUCACUCUUCGACAUCAUCACCUGCGGCUGGUAUAUCUAAUGCUCAAAUGCAAACGAUCUUGAAAGAAAUAAAAAAAAUGGAAGAAAGUGUUACAAAUAAACUUGGAAAGAUGUUUUCGAAAGAAUUAGAAAAGCAAUUUCAAAAAAUAGAAGAAGAACGCAUUGCACAUCAAGCUGCUGAAACUUCGCGCCAGGAAACUAUUCUCAAAGUGGUUUCUCAAACUCUAAGUAACAAUACAUCUAAAUUAUUGGAAUCGACCAUUCGUAGCGAAGUACAAAAUUCUGUCCUUCCGACUUUGAGUAAAAUGGUUACAAAUGCUGUUGAUAAACAUGCUCAUAGAGGGAUGGUUGAAGCUGUAAACAAAAAUAUUCCAACAGCUAUCGAUAAAGCAGUUUCAGAGAAUGUGCCCCGUGUUCUUUCGAAAGCUCCUGUUAUCGAAUCGAUUGCUAAAGGAGUCUCCAAAUCUAUACGACCGGUUAUUGAAGAAACCUUUAGAGAAAACUUUACAUCUGUGCUAAUCCCAUCAUAUCAAAAAGCUACAAACGCAAUGUUUGAACAAAUUACCACGACUUUUGAGGCUGGAUUACAAGAUAUUGCACAUAAAAGUGCUCAGUCGGCUUCAUAUGCUAGUGCCUACAACAUUGAUCAAAAUACCUUGGCACGUUUACAAGCGUCUAUUGAUCAUCUUACCUUAAAUGUUCAACAAUUGCAAGCUAGUAUUAAUAAUGCCAAUGUUGGUGGUAACAUUGUAAGACAAGUUGGUUUAGGAAAACAUGUAGAGCAACAACAACUAGGGCGUUCAUCUGAAGAGUUGCAGCAUCAACGAGCACGUUCUCUUUCUGGAGAAUUAAAACGAAUUUUAAUUCCACAAAGUGCGACUUCUGCAUCAACACCUUCUAUGUCGCAUCAAGACACAUAUAAUAGUUAUACACCAUCUGGUAGAGUUUCUUCAUCACAGCCGCAUCAGAUUCACCAGCAGCAACAAUUUCAUCAAUCACGACAGCAACAUCAACAUCAGCAGCAUCAACAUCAGCAACAGUUAUUAUCACCAGUAGAACCUCCCGGCCUUGAAGAAAACUUGAAUAGUGAAAUUGAAAGGCACUUAGAAAUGGGGAAUUAUGAAGAUGCUUUUGUAAUAGCUCUUGCUUCCCAUGACUUACCAGUAAUCCUUAGACUUUGCAGCAAAGUGAACCCUAAGAGUGUUUUCCUUCCAUCCAGGUCUUUAUUAACACAAGCAGUUAUUCUUUCACUUAUUCACCACCUCUCCUUAGAACUGAAUAAAUUUACAGAAUUAAAACGAGCAUGGGUAGAAGAGGCUAUUAUUAAACUUAAUCCAAAGGAUCAUGAGAUUAGAGAUCAUUGUGAAAGGAUUUUACCAAUGGUAAAACAACGGCUUGAAGAAUAUUAUUAUCAAAUAGCUUCACAAGAUGCUCAAAGUCCUAAUUUGAAAAAUAUUGGACUUUUAAUCCAUGCUGUAAAUGGAUUAUUAAGCUAAAGCUUGAUUAUUUUUAUUUUUUUUAAGAUAAUUAAGUUGGUGUAUUAUUUUCAAAUUGCAAAUAGGUAUUUUUUAUUGUAUUGUAUAUUAGUAAAUGGAUAUUGAUUUUUUAUAACUUUAUUAAAUAAGUGAA
This is a messenger RNA of Rhizophagus irregularis DAOM 181602=DAOM 197198, 4678 nucleotides long. The record is from RefSeq and is a predicted model, not a curated record. Lineage: Eukaryota; Fungi; Glomeromycota; Glomeromycetes; Glomerales; Glomeraceae.